Molecule: messenger RNA, 3903 nt
Organism: Microtus ochrogaster (prairie vole)
Lineage: Eukaryota; Metazoa; Chordata; Mammalia; Rodentia; Cricetidae
Biological process (GO): regulation of transcription by RNA polymerase II
Cellular component (GO): transcription regulator complex; chromatin; PcG protein complex
Molecular function (GO): RNA polymerase II cis-regulatory region sequence-specific DNA binding; DNA-binding transcription factor activity, RNA polymerase II-specific
Source: RefSeq, a predicted model, not a curated record
AACGUGCAAUCAGGCGAAGAGACCGAGAGUAGGGGGCGGGCUUUUGCGGUCUUGCUGGGGCCUUUGUCCCUGAUACGCCGUCGGACCACCAUCUUGGGAUCUGGAGCCAGGUUCCGGGGACUCUGUCGGUACCGGCACGGUUCUGCGCCGCGCGGCGAGGACGCGGGGUGUCCGGACUCCGCCAUGAUGUAAACUUGAAUUCUGGGACAUCCCUGCGACACUAUUUCAAGAAGGCCCAAGGCACUUUACUCCCUGCAGGCCGGAAACGGACACCGCAUGACCGGAGCAGAGUUCAUCUUUAAGUGGGCGCUGAGAUUCAGGCCAUGGACCAUAGCAGAAGGCUCAGUUCGAUGCCUCCCAGGUUCAUCUUGAUCAAGAGGCUCUACUGCCAUGUUUCCUGGUGACAUGCUGCUCCCUAGAGAACCACAGUGAGGACACUGGGUGUCCUGGAACCGGAAAUGAUGUUGGUAUCAUUUGAGGACGUAGCUGUGGACUUCACCUGGGAGGAGUGGCAGGACCUGGAUGCUGCCCAGAGGACCCUCUACAGGGACGUGAUGCUGGAGACCUACAGCAGCCUGGUGUCCUUGGGGCACUGCAUGACCAAACCUGAGUUGAUCUUGAACUUAGAGCAUGGACUUGGGCCGUGGAGCACGACAGAUGCCUCAGUCUGGAGCCUCUCAGGUGUCAACAAAAUGAGUAGCCUGGUCGAGACCAGCCAGAAAAAUGGAGACAGACAUUUCUGGCGAAUUGAAAUCGACAGAAAUGCUUCAAACGAAGAACUCAUUGAAGCAGAACUAAAGAUACACGAGGAAAUCCACCAAGGAACAAAGCCCUAUGAAUGUGAAGUGUGUUUGGAAGCGUUGUACCUGAAGUCAGACUGUAGCAGAGAUCAGAGGUGUCACACGUGUGAGAAUCCAUACGAAUGUAAGGCGUGCAGACAAGCUUUCUAUCCUAAGUCUGCCUUCAGUCAGUGCCAGAGGCUCGAGAGGGGUGAGAAGCCCCAUGCAUGCAUGGAAUGUGGGAAAACAUUCUACUGCAAGUCCCACCUGACCGUCCACCAGAGGACGCACACGGGCGAGAAGCCCUAUGAAUGUAAGGACUGCAGUAAAGCUUUCUAUAGCAAGUCACAGCUCAACGUCCACCUGAGAAUUCACACAGGGGAGAAGCCCUACGAAUGUAAAGACUGUAGAAAAGCCUUCUACCGCAACUCCGACCUCACCGUCCACCAGAGGACGCACACGGGCGAGAAGCCCUACGCAUGCAAAGUCUGCAAUAAAGCUUUCUACUGCAAUUCCCAGCUCACUGUCCAUCACAGGACGCACACCGGCGAGAAGCCCUACGCAUGUCACGUGUGUGCGAAAGCCUUCUACUGCAAGUCACAGCUCGCUGUCCAUCACAGGACGCACACGGGCGAGAAGCCCUACGCAUGUAAAGAAUGCAGGAAGGCCUUCCAGUGCAGGUCGGACCUCACUCGACACUGGAGGACGCACACGGGCGAGAGGCCGUACGAGUGUAACGAGUGUAGGAAAGCCUUCUAUCGCAAGUCCGACCUGACCGUCCAUCAGAGGACGCACACGGGCGAGAAGCCCUACGCAUGUAAAGAAUGCAGGAAGGCCUUCUACUGCAAUUCCCAGCUCACUGUCCAUCAGAGAUACCACACGGGGGAGAAGCCGUAUGAAUGUAAAGACUGUGGGAAAGCCUUCCAGUGCAAGUAUGAACUCACGCGACACCAGAGAACACAUACAGGUGAGAAACCGUAUGUGUGUCUAGAGUGCAAGAAGGCUUUCUACACCAAGUCAGACCUCACUCGGCAUCGGAGAAUUCAUCCAAGCAAGAAGCCCUAUGAAUGUACAGCAUGUGGGAAGGCUUUCUCUUUCAGGUCGUACCUCACCCAACAUCAGAAAAUCCACACAGGCAAGAAGGCCUUUGCGUGUUCAGAGUGUGGGAGGGCCUUCUACACUAAGGGGAAACUUACUGCCCAUCAGCUAAUCCAUACAGGGGAGAAGCCCUACGAGUGUACAAGAUGUGGGAAGGCUUUCUCCCUCAAGACAUACCUCACUCAACAUCAGAAAAUCCACACAGGCAAGAAGCCUUAUGAGUGUGCAGAGUGCGGGAGAGCCUUCUACCGAUUAACACACCUCACGUUACAUCAGAGAACUCAUACGGGGGAGAAGCCCUAUGCUUGUACAAAAUGCCAGAAAGCUUUCUACUGCCAGUCUCAGCUUAAGCUACACCAGCGAACUCAUACGGGGGAGAGGCCUUUUAAGUGCAUGGAAUGUGGAAGACCUUUCUACUAUAAGUCACACCUAACUCGACAUCAGAGAAUUCACAGCAAUGAGAAGAAGCCCUUUGAAUGUGCAGAAUGUGAGAGAGCCUUCUACUGCAAGUCGGACCUCACUGCGCAUCAGAGGUCUCACACGGGCGAGAAGCCCUAUGCAUGUAUGGAGUGUAGGAAAUCAUUCCACCAGAAGUCCACACUCCUCCUACAUCAGAGGACUCACAUAGGUGAGAAGUCGUAUGCGUGCUCAGACUGUGGCAAAGUUUUCUACUGUAAGUCACAUCUCACUCUCCAUCAGACCAUACACACAGAUACACGCCCCUACGUGUGCACAGAGUGUGGCAAAUAUUUCUACUAUAAGUCACUACUCAUUGUCCAUGGACGGAUUCACACAGGCGAUAAGCCCUAUGAGUGUGGAGAAUGUGGGAAAGCCUUCUCCCGCAAGCCACACCUCACUCGACAUCAAAGUACUCACACAGGUCAGAGUGAUCUGAAUGCAAAUCAGGUGGGAACGCUUUCUGCUGCCAGUCACACCAGGGAGCACACGCGAGUGGCAGGCGUUCUGAAGGAAAAGAAUGCAGGGUAGCUCUCAACUUCCUGUCACAAGUGACAGUGGGCGGCUCAGAUGAGGAGCCCCAAGGAGGGAACUGUAUACCUCGAGUCACAGCGAAGAAUAAAUGGGAAUGACCAUCCUGUGGCGGGAAAGGGCAGGGGGCUUGGUGCAAGUCACGGUUCUGCGGCAUCAGGAGGUGUAGUCAGCCCAGAAGCCCUGUGACUGUGUGGAGUGAAGCUCAGCGUUCUCUACGUCAGCAUUCUCUACGUCACCGCUCAUGCGCAUUAGCACUCUCACAGACAAGAAGCUUUACCCGUGCGAAGAAAGUCAUUCCCCAAUCGUACCUACACCAGCACAAGAGGUCACACGGAUGAGAAUGUAAGGAGUUUUGGCAUUUUUUAAUCAUUUGUUGAAAACUGAAACGGGGAUAAAUAUUAAGGAAUAAACGUGAGAAAUUCACAGAGUAACUGAGAAACAAUCCACCUUCUCUACUUCCUCAAUCUGAGAGCUUGCAACCCCUUGGCCCCGCCUCUUUCUUCACUGUGUGCCUCUCUUUCUCCUCUUAGUCGGCCAGAGAACUCGAUGGCCCAUUCUGGUCGGCUGGGCUAACUUUGUCCCCUAAGCCGAGAUCAACUCCACUGGUGGUGGUCUGGAGCGAUCAAUACCAGCAGAUCUCCCCCAGCACAGAAAAGCCUAGUAGACCCAUUAGCCCUCUCCUGACGACAGAAUGCCCGCGAGUCAGAAGACUGAUGGUUAUAACCACUAUGAAAAUGUAUCAGACACCUACAUGAUCAGGACUUCUGCCUGGGGGGAGUUCUGUAAGAAAAUCCAUACAUGAUAAAAGCCUAGGAAUUUAAGGAAUGUAAGAAAAUUUUAUGAUACAGGAGCCAAGAUGGCCAUGGUGCUCAUGGCGCCUGCAGGGGGCAGUCGAGUCUCUCCUGAAUCCCUUUCCCCCACAACAGUCUGCCGCUGACAACAGAUGAGAGGCUUUAACCCAAUCAGUGCCCUCCUCCCUCCCCAUCACCCCUGCAGUCAGCAUGGAGAAGCUGCCGCCACCACCACCACUGCCCAA